UCUCAAUUUAUGACAGUACAGGUGGGCAAUGUCGGCCGAGACCCUGGGCUUUGCAUGGUCACCUAACAGAACUGCCUUCACUCUGGCCUAGGGCUGCCCCGAGAUUCCACCGUUUCAGGGAGGCACCCUGGGACGAAUAAUGACCCCACCCACACAGUCCUUGCUCUGGAAAACCCUGGUCAGUGCAAUCUGGGAAAUUGUAAUUGGGUGUUGACUUCUGUAUUUCAGUCCCAGAGGUAGUUCCUCUGGCAGUGGCCCAGCCACCUCCCGUGUCCAUUUGUUUGGUAGAGACUGAGGACAAACCCAGUGACUCAGAGCUCAUAUAAAGCUCUAGAGUAAAAGUGAGAAGUUCAGGUCCCUGAGAGCUGGAUCUGGGGAAGGGCCUGCAGGUCCAGGCUGCCGGGCAGGGGCGGCGAGAGGAACAUGGAGCACAAAGGAAAGAAGUGGGAGAGGAUAGACGAGGAGGACCCAGGCAGCGAGUCGGGACAGAAAAAGCCUAGAGGGGUGCACGGGCACCUGACAAAGCCCAAGCUGUUCACGCGGAUUAAAGGGCUUUGGCGCAGACCUCAUGGGAAGACAGGACCUGAGACAGAUAUUCUCCUUCAAGAAACAAAGAUAGACUUGCAGAAGUUAAUCAUGGAAGGUCGGUUCCUGGAAGCCUGCCAGAGCAUUGCUUCAUCAGGCCACAUGGAAGGGCAGGACUGUGGCCCCCAGUUCCAGGCUGUGGCUGAGAGGAUGUGGCAGGUGGUCAAGCAGGCCCUGGAGCAUCAUGGGCCACACAGAGAGCUGGAGCCACAGCUCGAGUCGGUGGUGGCUGCCGUGGCCUGGGCUCAGAGUAACCCCCAGACCCCGGAGACUAGUGACCUCCAGGCCAGUGGUGUUGCCACCUGGGGCAGCCAGCUAGAGAAACUGCUGAGGAGGGACGCUGAGGCCCGGAUCCCCACCCCAGACCCUCAUGACCAGCUGAGCCCAUACUUGGGGAAGCUGGAGAAGGCCGUGGAGCAGAGCCUGGGAUCCGGCCGGGUAGAGCAGCUGGGACCUAGCCUCUGGGUCCGCUACAGGGCUUGCUUCCAGGAUGUCCUCGUCAGCAACCUCUCAGAGCUCAUCCGCUUCUGCAGCAACGAAUGGACAAGAGCUUCCGAACUGUACAAGUGGAGCAAGAAGAUCUUGUUUGAGAAGUGGGGGGAGAAGCUUCAGAAUGUGCCUCCCACCUCCCGUGCCUCCCAGGCAGGGAGCCUCUUGGACCUGCUGGUCUUCGUUACCUGGAUGUCACAGUUGCAGGAGAAGCUGGUGGAGCUGAUCCAGAACAAGGUAGAAAAUGCUUUCGAGAAGGUCCUAAGCUGUGACACGAGACAGUGGGCCAAGUCUCCCUGCCCGACGUUCUUGGAAAUCUUUGAGCUGUUGGAGGCACCCAUGAGAGAAUGCCAGGACCUGGAGCAGCCCAUCACCAGCCGGGUUCAAGACAAGGUUAUGGAGAUAUUUUCCAAGUUUCUGCAAAGGUACCCUGAAGAGGCAGAAAGAUUUCUCAGCAUGCGCUGGGGCCCGGGGACCUUCCCUGAGCUGCACGUGUUGGAAAACUGCUGCGUCCUCAGGAAGACGUGGUGUGAGCUGACCCAGGUGCACGGGCCCCAGGACGACCUGGAGAGGGCCGCGCAGGGUGCCAUUGAUGGCGUGGAACAAGUCGGCCAGGACCACCUUCUGCAGGGAGUAAUAGCCCAGUGCCAGAGCCUCCUGCAGGACCACUUUGGAAGGAAGGACAACAAGCUAGUCAGCGCUCUGAGGUCCCUGUGUCAGGGCCUGGAGGGCCGCCCCAACAUGCACCCUUCGCCCACCUACAAGAGCCUUGUGUGGAGUCUGCACAAGGCGGUCAUCGGGGAGUAUGUCCAGGCCCUGGCGGUCCAUCUCAGGGAGCUGGCACCCGAGGAGUCGGGGGCCCUCAGGAAUCAGGUGGACACUGACAUCUUGAUGUUGAACAAGGUCUUCAGAAGACUUGAGCAGUGUCCAGAGAGCCUGGCGGAGAGCAGACCGCUUACUAUGGCCCACCAGAGUCCCGACCUGGAUGAGAUGCAGGGGCACAUCAUGGGGGUCCUACAGCCUGGCGAGUGUCUGAGCCCAGACAGGGUGGACCGCUGGCUGACCGACUUCAACCAGAAGUUCCCAGGGUACUUGAGGCAGGACCCCAAGGUCAAGGAAGGAGCCAGGUCCUGCUGGUCCUGUUUGUGCUGCUGUUGCUGAUGCUGCUGACCCUGCUCUCCAGCUGGACAAGCAAAGAAGUUAAGCCAUGACUGUGAUGAACAGGCCCCUGCGUGGAGUAAAGUUCGCUCUCAGCUACGAAGCUUAAGGUUGGUGCCGUGGAAGAAAGGCCUGGCAACCCAGUUCCAUAGAGAUGAGAGCGAAGAAAACCCUGUAGAGCAGUUCUACCCUGUAACACUUGGGGUCUCCAGGAGUUGGAAUCCACUGGACAGCAAUGGGUUUGUUUGUUUGUUUACUAUUAAGAUUGCCAAUGUUUGAUUCUGCUGAGUCAGGGCUUACUCCAUGCCACCUAUCAACAGCAACAACUAUUAUGAAAAGAGUUUUCACAGCUCAGAUUCCCUGAAAGAUCACAGGUCCCCAGGGUUCCACGGGACACACCUUGAGAACCACUCUGGCCACCCCACAUGGGCCCCUCUCCUCCCUGAGCGCCUGUAUUAGCCUGAACCACGUGAAGUUGCUUAUAUCGGAUCAUUUCCGCUCAGUAAAAACGCGGGAUCAUACAGUUCAAACAGAUUCUUGUCUCUGUGUCUUUGCAUAUCCUGUUCCACCUCUCUGCAGUGGCCUUCCCACCCUCUGACAUCCUCCUCCUACUUUAAGGCCUGGCUCCUAGACCCUCCUGUCUGCCCUGCCUGUCUUCAGAAAGAAAGCCAUCCUGCUCAAGUCUGGACUCACCUACUGGAAGGAAUCCUGAAAACUCACUGCCGCUAGCACAAACUACCCACUGCAUCGUCCACCUCAAAGACUGGGACAGUCAAGGACAGAUCAGACCUGCUCCUGGCCCGGAAUGUGGUGGGGAGGAAGGUGCCCUGCUGAGGGGCAGUGGAGCUGGGAGGGGCCAGGGAGUGGGCUGGAGCCCACAGGGUGCCUCUCCUUACCCUGGCAGCUCAAUCUUCUUGCUCCUUUUUUUUUCUUUAUCGUAAUGGCUUUGUUAUAGUUGUUGUGAGAUGCCAUGGAAUUGGUCCCGAUUCACAGUGAUCUUAUGUACAACAGAAGGAAACACUGGACCAGGCAGUGUAACACUUUCAUUGAGAUGUAAUUCACAGGCCAUACAAUUCACCCAUUUAAAACGUACACUUCGGUGGAUUUUCACAGAAUUUUGUGUCCACCACCACAAUCAGUUUUAAAACAUUUUCAUCACUCCAGAAAGAAACCCUGUACCCGUUAGCUAGGAGCCCUGGUCGCUCAGUGCUAAAGCGCUCGGCUGCUAAUGGAAAGCUCGGAGGUUGAAACUCACCAGCUGCUCCGCGGGAGAAAGAUGUGCCAGUCUGCUUCCGUGAAGAUUUCCGCUUUGGGCACCCUAUGGUCAGUCCUACUCUGUCCUAUUGUAUUGCUUUGAGGCAGAAUUGACUGGAUGGCAAGGAGUUUGGUUUGGUUUUUAAUUACUCUUAGCUGUCACCCUCCUGUCAGCCUUUCUCCCCACCCCUAGCCCUGAACCAAAAAAAACCCAAACCCAGUGCUGUCGAGUUGAUUCUGACUCAUAGCCACCCUAUAGGACAGAGUAGAACUGCCCCAUAGAGUUUCCAAGGAGCGCCUGGCAGAUUCGAGCUGCCAACCCUUUGUUUAGCAGCCCUAGCACUUAACCACCAGGCCACCAGGGUUUCCACCCCAGCCCCAGGCAACCACUAAUCUGCUUCCUAUCUAUGUCGACUUGCCUGUUCUGGACACAUCAUAUAAAAUGAACAUUAUAACAUGUGA
Loxodonta africana (African savanna elephant) is the source of this 3948-nucleotide messenger RNA. RefSeq lists its product as uncharacterized. Lineage: Eukaryota; Metazoa; Chordata; Mammalia; Proboscidea; Elephantidae. Gene Ontology annotation, cellular component: exocyst. Gene Ontology annotation, molecular function: SNARE binding. The transcript is spliced from 12 exons. Gene Ontology annotation, biological process: exocyst localization; exocytosis. The coding region runs from base 424 to 2235 and encodes 603 amino acids. The record is from RefSeq and is a predicted model, not a curated record.